This is a messenger RNA of Aureobasidium pullulans EXF-150, 619 nucleotides long. RefSeq lists its product as uncharacterized. Bases 1 to 399 code for a protein of 132 amino acids. The record is from RefSeq and is a predicted model, not a curated record. NCBI's taxonomy places the organism in Eukaryota, Fungi, Ascomycota, Dothideomycetes, Dothideales, Saccotheciaceae. The transcript has a single exon.
AUGGCGGCACUUUUCAUCGCAAUAUACAAACCGCUGGAAGGAAAUUACUACCACUGGGCACUGCACCUGCAAACCCCACACCCUCUCAUAUUCGAAGUCACUGGCUCUCAUCCUUCAUUCUCCACUCAGACUUCGCACGAGACACCAGAAACCUCGAGCCGUCGCGAUCGCUUGGUCGAGAGCAUACAUGUCGGCGACAUCAAUACUGUGGAUAUCGAGCAACUGAAAGAGAAGAUAAACAUACAACACGUCGACAAUGAGACUGUCGAGUGGAACUGCCAGGAUUAUGUUUUGGAGGCGUUGGAAAGUUUGGUUGAGGAAUGUAUUGUUGAUGGAGAUGAUGAGGUGUAUGUUGAUGGUGUUGAGAGAGCGAAGAGGAAGUAUUAUGGGCCGAUGUAAAGUCUUUGGUGCCAACAUAUCUGGAUUCCAACAUGUAUCGCCUGAGGGAAAGAGCGACUCAAAAUGGGACAAUCAAAGAGCAAAAGCAAAAGAAAGCACCAUGAGCAGGAAUCGAACCUGCGACCUCCUCGGAUCUAGACUGACACGGCGUUGAGUAACAACGAAUGACUGCGCACGUGUUAAGACCACGGGUGUGUUAACCACUACACUACCACGGCUG